This is a messenger RNA of Rhododendron vialii, 1676 nucleotides long. Its product is annotated as protein FAR-RED IMPAIRED RESPONSE 1-like. The transcript has 3 exons. Gene Ontology annotation, molecular function: zinc ion binding. Gene Ontology annotation, biological process: regulation of DNA-templated transcription. The record is from RefSeq and is a predicted model, not a curated record. Bases 113 to 1612 code for a protein of 499 amino acids. Lineage: Eukaryota; Viridiplantae; Streptophyta; Magnoliopsida; Ericales; Ericaceae.
GGUAUAGAAAAAAUAUUCCCUAACACCCGACAUCGGUGGUGCAUAUGGCAUAUUAUGAAAAAGUUGCCUGAAAUUGAAUGGGUACAACGCCUACGAGAAAAUUAGGGUGUGUAUGCGUAAGGUUGUUUAUGAUUCACUAACAAUAAAACAAUUUGAAGAUACUUGGGAUAUAUUCAUCAAAAAGUAUGAGCUUCAAAGUAAUACAUGGUUACAGGGGUUGUAUCUGGAAAGGAAACGAUGGAUGCCUGCUUAUUUGAAAGAUAUGUUUUGGGCGGGGAUGUCAUCCACCCAAAGAAGCGAGAGUAUGAAUGCAUAUUUCAAUUGUUACAUUCAUAAAAAGACGACCUUGAAACAGUUUGUGGAGAAGUAUGAAAAUGCUUUGGCGAAUAAGGUAGAGAGUAAAAAUGAACUAGAUGCGAAAAGUCUCCACACUUACAUCCCGUUACUAACUGAAGAUGAGUUGGAGAAGCAAUUUCAAAGUGCUUACACGAAUUCAAAAUUUCAGGAGUUUCAAAAGCAGUUUUUCGGGAAACUUGACUGUUUGUGUUCAAAGACAAAAGAAUGUGGUAUUAUGUCCGAAUAUGAGGUACAAGAGUGGAUUACAUUUGGAGAAGAAGAAGAGAAAAAGAGGAAACAAGUGUCAUUUACUGUCGAUUUUAAUUCUGAAACCAAUGAAACACAUUGUAAUUGUCGAUUGUUUGAUUUUAGAGGAAUGGUGUGCACACACCAAUUGAUGGUGUGGUUUCAAAGGGGAAUUCAAAAAGUGCCUGACAAGUAUGUGUUGAAAAGAUGGUGCAAAAAUGUGAAAAGGGUACACACUAAAGUUCGGAUAUGUUACGAUAAGUUGUCAACGUCAAUUGAAGCGCAUCGGCAUGACAAUAUGUGCAAUCUCUUUAAUGAGGUUGCUGAUUUAGCAAAAGCAUCUCAAGAGAAGUACGAUAUGGUGAUGACACGGGUACGCGAACUAAAACGAGAGUUGAUGGACGUUUCGGUUAAUUGUGAAAGUAAUGUGGGUUUCAAAACUCCUAAUGAUUCAUUUUCACUUGGAGAUGAGGUUAUUAAAACCAAACAGAGUACGAACAUACUUGACCCCGAAGGUCUUCGUCGAAAAGGGAGACCGCCGUGUAAAAGGAUGCAAGGUGUUGUGGAAAAAGCUGUUAAGAAGAAAAUAGAAAAGAAGAAGACGACAUUGCCCAGGGAAAAAGCUAAGGAGGUUGAGGAGAUUGUGGUUGACCAUGUGUUUGGGACACAAGAGAGUGUUGUCAAUUUAAAUAGUCAUCAAAGCUACAUGGGGCAAUCAAUGUGGCCAAACUUGAUGCCCCAUAAUAUGCAACCGAAUAUGGCACAAGGUGGAAGCAUCUUCCAAUUUUCUCCAAGUUCAUGCCCAACUGGAACAGGCUUCAACCAAUUCAUGUAUAUGUUUCCAAGUUCACAAACAAACAUGCCAUCCUUAUUCAAUAGUCAUGAUUGGAGAGGGCACUCAAAUAUUACAAGCAGACAAGUUUGGGGAGGAGGGCAAUUAAGUUUUUUGAAGACUCAAGAGCAAUGUGUUGGAGGACCACCGCAAAGUUUUAUGGAAAUGCUGAAUGCAUCAGAUAAUGCUGAAGAGUAAUUUAGUUUAGUUGAUUAUAGGUGUUUGACUAUUUGUAUCGUGUCGUGUCGUAUCGUGUCUGUAU